Molecule: messenger RNA, 4029 nt
Organism: Xyrauchen texanus (razorback sucker)
Lineage: Eukaryota; Metazoa; Chordata; Actinopteri; Cypriniformes; Catostomidae
Product: synaptotagmin-like protein 1
Exons: 15
Coding region: 330-3602 (1090 amino acids)
Biological process (GO): intracellular protein transport; exocytosis
Cellular component (GO): exocytic vesicle; plasma membrane
Molecular function (GO): small GTPase binding; neurexin family protein binding
Source: RefSeq, a predicted model, not a curated record
AAUAGGUUACUGCUGAAGGACACUGGGUGGUAAGCAAACAACCCCAUAAUCUUUUCCCAUUCUCAGUGUUGACAGAUGACGUCACUUCGUGUUUUUUUGUAAGCGCGUGAAUGUGCAUGACUGUGAGCCUUGCGGUGGUUGAACAAGCGCUGAAAGUGCUACCUACCUACAACUCUUUUACUCAAUCAAGCGCAACCAGUUCAACGUCAAUUGCUUGUGCAUGCACUCAGAUUCACAAGGACUGUAAUUGGAUAGACACAUUUUAAACAGAAGAAAACGGAGUGAUUUACCUUGGGGAUAGAGAAGUCCGGUUGUUUUUAUUGGAGAGGAUGAAACAAUCUAAAAGUGCAUCCGAAUUCAUUGACUUGAGCUUUCUGUCUGCCGAGGAAGAGGCAGCCAUCCGUCAAGUGCUUCUGAGAGAUGAGGAUUUAAAACGACUCGAGAAUGGACGGGUCAGGAAACUGAGGCAGUCAGUCUCUGACAAUAAGCAGCUAAAGACUUUUACAGGCGAGUGGUUUGAAGAGCUCAGGGUCAAGCGAUAUGGGAAGGAGACGGAUGUCACAGCAGUGGUGAGAUCCUCCAUGAGAUGGAAGAAAUCAGCAGCCCAUAAACCCAACCCUUUCCUGAAAGAUAUUCUAGAGGAGAACAAAGAACGUGAAAAGGAGAAACGCAACACACCUGCAAAUCCCUCAGCUGACCCUAGAUUAAUUCACCCAGCCCUUGAGAAAGAGACUUAUCAUCAAUAUACUGAUGAGGACUUUACAAAUGAUGAGAAAUUAUCUGCUCCAAGUGUGGCUGGUAAAGGCUCCUCAGAAAAACAAAGAUCAGCAAAUUAUGGCAAGCCUUCCCUCAAUGGCACUGACACUAGAAACAGUUCCAAAGAGUUAUCUGGUGACAAAACAACAUUUGUUUCUCCAAGUACAGAUCAAGUGCAACUUGAGACUAAAAUUGAAAGAGGUGCCACAAAACAAGCAACAAAUUCAGAGCGAAGGAGAAAGGUUUCACUCCCUCCUGCAUUGCGAAAAGACCAGUCAUUUGAAGAGAACUGGGUGAAGAUCUCCCUAGAACCUAACACAAUAAAACCGGCACAGACUGAAAGCAGUAGUGUUGGACCAAAUCUGAGUGAGGUAAAUGCACAUGUUGAGAUCACAGAGACUUUGGAGAAGCAGGACUUAUCAGGUCAUUUUGAGAUAAAAAAGGAGUCUCCAUCUUUAAAGGUAAUGGAUCAAACAGAAUAUCAAAUUGUAUCUAAGAAAAGUCCUCUAGCUGAGCCUGCACACUUGAACCAAGAUGGUUCCUUAGAAAUGUCAUCAACUGAGUUGCAGAAUCUAUCACAGGCUUCCUUAGUUGAGUUCAAUGAUGGAGCAGAACUUUCUAAAGACUCAGAUUAUGAAGGUGUAGAAGAAGUUAGCAAGUCAGCCAAUGAUUUCCAAGACUGUACAGCCAAAAAUCGGCAAAGUUCAAUUAAUGUUAUGUUUAGAGAGCUUGAAACUAUAAAACUGAGUCCCUCAAACUCUACUAGUGACCACGAUAAGGGAAGUGUGGUCUUCAGAGGUUUUCUAAAUGACGAGACAAGUUUAGACAUGAAGGGAUGCAAUGAAAAAAAUGUAAGCAAUGCCAUACUUGCAGAGACUGAUACAAGUCAAGUUAAGCUCAAAGCUGGUGAGGAGCAAUUCAAUAAGCAAAUGGGGUCAUUAACAUGGGAGAAUGACAUUGAAUCUCACACAUUUCCCUUUGACACUCUGCAGGGAAAAGAUAAUUCAAAUGAUUUCAAAGAUGACCAAUCAUUUGAGAUUGGAAAGAAGAAAUCAUCCAAAACCCAAGAUGAUCUUUUGUUACAGAAUAAAAGAAAAGCUGAUGCAAGUAGGGUUAAAGAUUUCAUAAUGACAUCACCACACAGGAUGCCAGAAACAUGUGUCAGUGGUAAAACUGUGCAAAGGGAUCUUGAUGCCCAUGAUGAUAAAGAAAAAAUUUACAUCAAGCCAUCAAAUGAUCUGAACUCACCAAAAGACACUCACACUAAAAGCCAAGUUUUAGCAGAACUAAGCAAAGACCAUCCUUCUAUCACAAAAGAGGGGAAUAUAUUGCACAGUGGCGAUGUUGUAUUGCAUGUUGACUCUAAACAUCAUGAUAAAGCAGAUGUUGAACAAAUUCAGCCAGCUACAGGGUUAAGUUAUCAACCAACAAGUGAUGUUGAAGAUGAGGUUGCUGGCCUGGUCACUAUACUAGAACUGGGGCAAGGUUCUUUAGAAAUUAAAGAUGAGGAGGAAAAUGCUGAAACAGACCAGAGGAACGAGUCAGAUAUUCUACUAAGUGUUCUUGCAAGAGCUCAAAAGUCAAGGCCACCUGUCUUAAAGAGGAUCACAACACUGGAUCCAAAGCCAGCGGCUGGAGAUGAUAUGGUUCCAACAAUAGUCAUUAUGCCAUCUGAAUCUCCAAACUCAAAAGAAAUGAAAGGAAAUCAACAUACAACGUCUGUUGUGGAUUCUUCAGUUGAGGGUUCCAUAACUCCCUCCUACACUGCAGAUGCUUGGGAGGAUGAAGGCGUUGAUUCCGAUGAUGAUACUUCACUGUCCAGCUAUGGGUCAGAUCUCUCCAACAGAAAAGGCUAUUCUGCUAGUGCAUUGUCACUUACUGAUCGCACCGGCAGUUUGCUGAGUGUGUACAGUGAUGCAGGAGACUUUGGAGAUGUUGAGGUGCAGGGUUCUGUGGAAUUUGCAAUGAUGUACAGCCCUGUUGGGGAGCUCAUCAUAAUGAUUGAACAGUGUCAAGAUCUGGCUAUUGCCAAUACCCGUAAACAACGCACUGAUCCUUAUGUGAAGACUUACCUCUAUCCAGACAAGUCUCGCCACAGCAAAAAGAAAACGUCCAUCAAGAAACGCACUGUGAACCCAGUUUAUGUUGAAUCUUUGAGAUACAAAGUGAAGCGUGAAGAUCUGCCGGAAAAGACUCUGAAUCUGUCUGUGUGGCACAAUGACUCCAGAGGCAGAAAUGUCUUCCUGGGACAGUUGGAAAUCAGUCUUAAGUCCUGGGACUGGGGGCAUGAGGCCCUUUCCUGGUACAGCCUACAGCCCAAGACUGCAGAAAAUCAAGAAUUGCAAGAGACUCAUGGAUCAUUUUCAAUUUCGCUGAAAUAUGUCCCUCCAGAGUCCACCGGUGGGUCGAAGAACAGUACUGGGGAGAUUCAUGUCUGGCUGCGGGAGGCAAAAGAAUUACGUCGCCUGAAGCCUCAGGGAGUUGAUUCUUUUGUUAAGUGCUACAUACUACCAGAUACCAGGAAGAAAAGCCGCCAGAAGACUCGUGUGAUAAAGAAGACCCAGGACCCAGUAUAUAACCAUGCCAUGGUUUAUGAUGGAUUCAAAGCAGGCGAAGUCAGUGAGGCCUGUUGCGAACUAACCGUGUGGGAUCAUAAUACUCUCUCCAAUCAGUUUCUUGGAGGUCUGCGCCUCAGCCUUGGAACAGGGCAGAGCUAUGGCAAGAAAGUUGAUUGGAUGGAUUCGCUAAAUGAGGAAGUUGAAAUUUGGAAAAGAAUGUUGUCCAAUCCAAACAGCUGGGUUGAGGCAGAGCUUCCUCUGAGGGCCUCCAUGACAUCGAGGAAAUAAGCCUCCUGAAGUUCGUUUGUGCUCUUAAAUGUUUGGUGUUUGAAGAGAAAAACAGUUGUUGGUUGCCUAAACAAAACCAAGCCUUAACGAUUGCGAAAUCAAUUUCUUCAUUUUAGUCUUUCUCUAACAAAAAAAAGAAUGUUGGCUGCUACAUAUAAACAUAAUUACAGUAAAUAAAUAAUAUAUGUUGGGAAUUUUGGCUGGGCAUAUAUGAUAAUGCUUUAUACAGAGUGUUUUAGAAUGAAGUUGUCAAUCAAUGUCUGAAUGCUUAAUUAUGUUUUGGUCUUGAUAUACUAAUAUGUAAGUACAGAUGUAAUUGAUUCCUUACCAGAUUCAAAAAUGUAAAAGAAAAAUAAAUUUUGAAAAUGUAUCUUCUUUCAUGAUUGAUUGAAUUGUUUAAAAAUAGACGGGAUGCACAGAAAAGUUA